Molecule: messenger RNA, 354 nt
Organism: Sclerotinia sclerotiorum 1980 UF-70
Lineage: Eukaryota; Fungi; Ascomycota; Leotiomycetes; Helotiales; Sclerotiniaceae
Exons: 4
Coding region: 1-354 (117 amino acids)
Source: RefSeq, a predicted model, not a curated record
AUGGUCAAUCGUUUCGCCCGUCGCUCAUACCCAACUAAGAUUUUCUCGGAUAUCAAAUUUCCAUUCUCCAUCAUCCAUGGCCCAUGGGGGGGCUCAUGGCUAUCACAUACAUCAUGCACAUCGAGGCCUAAUCAGCAGCCAAAAGGCAAAGCAAUCAUUAUUGAGCAGAUUCAGUUGUCUUCAGCUAUCCCUGUUUUAACUGCUAAAGCAAAGGAAUACGGGCCGAAAGAUGUUUCGCAAGGGGUUGAGCAUGAUGUUGAAAAAGCAAAGCACAGCAAACAUAGUCAAGUUACAACAUCUAUAUGUCGGUCGGGCGCUGAAACAGAUUCGGACUUGAUUGGGUAUGUGGAAUAG